CUUUGCGUAUUUGCAAGUUCCAUAAUAACAGUAUUUAUAGCGAUAUGGUAUUUGUUCCUUCACUACUCGUUUGGUGAGUUUGAAAUGAAAAGGACCAUCAGUUUGGAAAAAGUAAAUGGUGCAGGAAUAGUGUCUAAUGCAAGAGACGGUCAAUUUAUACGGAACUCUACUGACAGCACUCUCGUACUCCUGCCGCCGAAACGAAAAAUCAAGAGUAAAUUCACAGAUAUUUUCGAACACUACAGCAUAAGCAUUAAGCCGAAACUGUAUAGAAGCAACUCCCUAUCCGAUCUCACGCCUGACAAAAGUGAUCUUACUUUAAACUUCAUAAGACACACAAGUAAAAUUUUAUUGGAUAGAAAUCCCGUAGAUAUAUUUCAUGGUGCUAUAGAACACGACAGGUGCAAGACUCACUGCGCCAACGACCACGGCGACAGUGCAUUGAUGUCUUGGAACAUUAAGACUAAAAGACCCUUUAGAAGACUAAUGCACGCGACUCCGCCAUACGAACUUAAAACGAACAUGGCGUCCCAGAAUUUAACAUCGAAAUUGCCAACGGAAUAUGGUGAACGUCGUAGAGAAAGAGACAGUGAUGUUAUAGACGCCAAUGUUACUUCCAGCACUGACUAUUCAAGUGUCAGUGCAGAUCAGGAUGCUGCUCCUAGUGGUCAAAAAGGAGCGGCUUUCCCGUUUAAGCCUACACCUAGCGGCAAUCUUAAAGUUCAAUCAAAUCAGGUGGUAUUUCAGUCUUCUACGGUUGGUGUUCUGUUGGCAGACCCGAGUCAAGCAAAAGUUAAAGUCAAAUUUGAAGGAAACGGAACUAACGAUCUUGAAGGACUCAAUUUAAACCACGAUGUAACUCAAUUUGGAUGCAAUCAAAAUUCCUGUCCAGUGAACGGUGAAAGGUCAGAGAGAUCUCAAAUGAAAUCAGCUGCCGUAAGAGAAGACAAGGGGAAAACACUUAGUAGCCUUGGAUAUGCUCUCGGAGAGCCCAUUGACUGGUUGCGGGUACAAUUGCCAAAGAAACAGGAUUUGUUUCAAGAAUUCUAUCGAAGAAUACGUAAUUACAUAAACACAGACACAAUAGUGCACAUCGGUGGCGAAGAGUUCCAUUGUCAUCGUGUAGUUUUACAGAUUUAUUCCACCUUUUUCGAUAACAUGAAUCAUCACAGGGAAAUUGAACUGCCUAGCAACAGCGUAAGUCCUGAAGCUUUUCAUGCAAUCUAUGAAUGGAUGAUAUUUAGUGGUGCGGACAGUAACAAAAUCUUGAAAAGAGAUAAUGUUUUGGAUUUGUUUUGUGCUGCACAAUUUCUUUGUAUAAAAGAUUUAGAAGACCAGUGUUGGUCGUUUAUAGUCAACGAGAACAUGUUUACUGAAGAUUCAGCUUUUGCAUUGUUUCGCCAAGCACGGUUAAAGGGGAUGACUCCAGUAAUGGAGUUAAUGGUUCCUCGAGUGAUGAGAUUCUUUCUCCCGUUGGUGGCAUCAAAGGACUUCCUAGAACUAGAAGCAGAGGAAGUGACUAUUUUUCUUAAGUCCAACUAUAUUUGCGUGACAAGUGAGAUAGAAGUAUUGAUGGCGGGAGUGCGGUGGCUCUAUGAAAACUGGCCAGCUCGAAAGUCUCUUGCAGUGGAAAUCAUGCGGUGCGUGCGAUUCGGUCUUAUCUCGCCGUGGCAGUUGGUAGACAUCAAGAGGAACCCAGACAAUGCUGAAAUACUCGAGAUUGUCAACGAGCCCGAAAUUCAGCAGUUGGUGGACGAUGGAUUAGCAUAUGUAAUAAUUAAAUACUGGUAUGGGAACAACUCUAAGAACUAUUACCACUGGAUCGACGUCCUGGGUUUAAUAGAACCUGCGGAGAGAAACUGGAUCGGCGAAGAGAAGAAUCACGUGACGUACAAAGAAUUCCUCAAAUACCUGGAGCAGUUUAUGGUGCCAAAAGACCAGAUGUUUCAGCAGAUGAUGAUGAUGCAAGCACAUCGGAGAAACGAUGAUGUACCUAGUACUAAUUUUGAGGAACAAAGUAUUGCCAUCAAAGACGAAAACGGUUGCGACUGCGACGAGACAAAAGGUAAAGGAGGUGCAAAACCAACCAGUAAAAACGUACAAAAUGUUAAUAAAUCUGUCAAACCAGACGAAUUUAAGGGCGGCUUGCGCAAUCUGGAUCUGCAAGACAGACGGCUCCCGAAGCUUGACAUUCCUCUUCCCAACACUCUGAAAGGACUAGCCGGACCAGAUAAACCUAAUUUCCCUGCAUCAUUUCCCAUUAUGAGCGAGUUUUUCGAGAGCAGCAGACAGGUAAAAGAAAAUGUACAAUUUAAUUCGCCUCCGCCGAGCCGAAAUCCUCCUGACGUAGCAGUAGAGCAACGGCGGCUUGACGACAUCAAGCAUAAAGACAGUUUAGAACAGGAACAGAACAGGAUACAAUUAGAAAACGCCAAGCACAAGUUACACAACUUACAACAAAUUCGUCACCAACAAAUACAUCAAAUACAAAUGUGUACUGUAGAGACUGACAGGCAGCUUAGCCCAGGGGGUACUGGCGGCAUACGAACAGCUCAAACACAUGAUCCGCCGGAAAAAGACUCCAGUGAAGACAUGAUAACCACUAACAGCGAAGAAGAAAGCUGUACCGCCGAAGACAGCGCAUACACAAAUUAUCAGAGGAAACCUGGUGAUAGACACAGCGUGGCAGCUUCAUACUUAGCUGCUGCUACUGCAGCCCUGUCAGGACCCAGAAGAACCAGCGUUUACCGGGAAGAUACAGUGGUGCCAAGAUGUACGAUCCCGUCUCGUAUUACAGACCCAAUGUCCCGGCAUGUGGUUCAACAACAUACACUUAAUAGUCCACAGAUAUCAUUAUUCAACCAAUCGAAGGAAUCAUUGGCCAGAAUUAACAUGAAUAAACUAUCAACAUCGAUCCUCGGCCCGUCUAAUAAGAACUACAUCACCGAAGGAUCGCUGUUCAACUGGGAUAGGGAAACAGUACUGGUGUUUGGUGGUAUCGACCCUCAUACUACUUAUGGCAUUGGAAAGAAUACUGGAAAGGAUAUUUACAGGUUUGAUCCGGUAUUGAAUGUGUGGGAGUAUGUGGGAGAUUUACCAGAACCUAGACACCACCAUUCAGUUGCUUUUCUACGCGGAAGGGUUUACCUAGUCGGUGGUGCAGACCCCCGAGAGGAUGACAUUCGAGGCAAGUCGGUAGUGGUAUCUACUGUGUGGAGUUACGAACCAGUUACCAAGUCCUGGUUCAGCGAAAAUGGACUCGCUGUGCCGAGGAAGAAUUUUGGCCUUGUUGUACAUCGUAUGGCUUUAUAUGCCAUUGGGGGACAGGAUAAGAAAGGAAGAGUUCUUCGCUCAGUAGAGAAAUUCGACCCCAAGUCGGGGUCAUGGCAGGAGGUCCGUUCCAUGAGCGUGCCGCGUAUGGCACUGGCGGCUGUUAAGUACCGAGACUACAUCUGGGUGGCAGGAGGGAUGACUGGCGAGAAGAAACGACCCGUUUGCAAGAUUGUUGAAUGCUACAACUCGAAGACGAAUGAGUGGACUGAAAUUCACAGCCUCCGUUUCCCAAGAUGCUUUUCAUCGCUUUUUGUAAUGAACGACAAACUGUUCAUCAUUGGCGGUGCUGGAAAAAUCUCUGAAAAGGAUAAAACAGCAAGCAGCGUGGGCGCGAUAGACGUGUGGGACUGGAAGGACCGAGAUUGGAAGCUGGAGACAGAAAUGUCGAUUCCUCGGCAUGGACACGCGCUUGCUUAUCUCGGCACACAGCUAAUUAUUAUCGGAGGUGUAACGACAAUCUACAUGCGAGCCCUAAGUAACGUGGAAUCAUUUUGCUGUGAGAGAGGAGCUUGGAUCAGAGGAGUGACUCCCCUCCCAUCACCCCUCUCAGGACAUGGGUCGGUCACUUUACCACCCGCAAGCCUCAUGUAAUAUUUACAAUUUUUUAUACUAUUUAAAGUAAACUUGAAACACUAAAAAAAAAAUUUGUAAAAACAAUGUAAAAAUUGUCUAAUGAAAAACUUUGUAU
Molecule: messenger RNA, 4021 nt
Organism: Hyposmocoma kahamanoa
Lineage: Eukaryota; Metazoa; Arthropoda; Insecta; Lepidoptera; Cosmopterigidae
Exons: 32
Coding region: 85-3924 (1279 amino acids)
Molecular function (GO): protein binding
Source: RefSeq, a predicted model, not a curated record